AUCACGACGUAUCAUAACAAAAUUUACAUAUAAAUGAAUUAAACUAAAAGCUUUCACAAUGAAUUUCAGUGGUACAUUAAGAAUUAAUAAAUUCGCUUGUUUCAUAUUAGGUUUUAUAUUAUUUCUAAUCAUUUAUUGGCGAUCCGGCGGUGCCACUGUGACUGACAAAAGUGAUUUAGUGAAUUUGAAACAUUUGUUAAAAGCUGGUAUUUUUGCGGCAGAGCGUGGUGGCAAGAGAGUUGUGAGUCAAAAGAAUGGGGAAUUAAACGUUCAGAGUAAAGGGAAGACGCAGGAAGGCGCAAACGAUCCUGUAACGGAUGCAGACUUAGCUUCGCACUGCGCGAUGUAUUACAGUUUGAAGAAUACGUUUCCUAAGUUGUCUAUAGUUUCGGAGGAGCAUACGGGAGUGGCUGGCUGCAGUGACCAGGAGGCCAUAGACUUGGAGAGUACGCCGGCGGGGCACGGUGUGAUAGAUUACAUGUUUGAUGAACUUGUUUACAUUAAGGAUGUGACUGUGUGGAUUGAUCCGUUGGACGCUACGCAGGAGUACACAGAGGGUCUAUACCAGUAUGUAACCACCAUGAUGUGCGUGGCCAUCAAAGGAGUGCCAGUUAUUGGAGUAAUCCACUAUCCAUUUACGCCACGCACCUACUGGGGAUGGUACACCAAGCGGACCUCGGACAAUAUACCCAGUGUGGCUCAUAAGGAAGAAAACAAGAACCAGCCCACAGUGGUGGUGUCUCGCUCGCACCCGGGCAAAGUGACGGAGACGGCGAAAAAGGCUUUUGGCGAUAAGACCACAGUCAUCCCGGCGGCCGGCGCUGGGUACAAGGUCAUGACUGUUGUCAAUGGCACCUAUGACGUCUACCUCCACACGUCCGUCAUAAAAAAAUGGGACCUCUGCGCCGGCGACGCUCUCAUGAAAUCCGUCGAUGGCAAGAUGACCACCACCAAAGGUGACCCCAUCGACUAUUCACCUAACGAAGUGAAAGUGACCGACGGGAUUUUAGUGACGAGGUACGACCACGAAUAUUAUUUGAGUAAGAUGCCAGUUUUAGCGCCUUGAGUGCCAA
Messenger RNA from Cydia amplana, 1073 nucleotides. Its product is annotated as putative inositol monophosphatase 3. Gene Ontology annotation, cellular component: endomembrane system. The record is from RefSeq and is a predicted model, not a curated record. Gene Ontology annotation, molecular function: 3'-nucleotidase activity. The coding region runs from base 59 to 1066 and encodes 335 amino acids. The transcript is spliced from 4 exons. NCBI's taxonomy places the organism in Eukaryota, Metazoa, Arthropoda, Insecta, Lepidoptera, Tortricidae.